Messenger RNA from Phyllotreta striolata, 1068 nucleotides. The record is from the annotation of a GenBank genome assembly. Lineage: Eukaryota; Metazoa; Arthropoda; Insecta; Coleoptera; Chrysomelidae.
CAUUAAUCACGUUUUUUACUUGUAUUGUUAGAACCCACAUAUAAAUAACCAAACUUCACCUAACCGUUUAAAUUAAUUCGGUUAUUUUGAGUGAUACAAUUUAAAAAAAUGUUUGCACCAUUUUAUCUCGGUUUAUUCGCGUUAUUCGUUUCCCAAAUCGAAACUGCUCCAUCGUGCUCGAAUGUCGAAAUUUUCACCACCAUCGGCUCCACGUGCACCCCCGAACGCAGCUGCAACAACCCACAUCCCGAAACAGAUCCAGAUUGCACCGAACAAAAUAACAGGGAGAUGUGCAAAUGCAUCGCCGGUUACAUCAGAGAUGGAACUGUCGAUAAUAAAUGCAUACCCGAAAGCGAAUGCGUUUGCCCCAACGGUGGUUGCGGUGAGAACGAAUUCUGCAACUUAUGCGACAUGGGAUGCGAGGACGAGCCAACUUGCGAGAGACCUCUACCUCCACCUUUCACUGGUUGCAAGAGGAACACUUGCGAUCAAAAAUGCCAAUGCGAGCCAGGUUACAUCAGGGAUUCGGAUUACAAUUGCGUCUUAUUGAGCGAAUGUCCUAACGCAGUUUGCGGAGAAAACGAGAUUUUGAACACAGAAGCGACGAGCUGCGAUAUACUACAAACGUGUGAAACCCCUACAUUCCAAAAGGCUGCGUCUUGCCGGGCAAGCCCGAAGGAGUUCGAGAGGUGCGAUUGCAUUCCUGGAUACGUCCGGAAUAAAGACGGGAAAUGCGUACCCUACGUAGAGGAAUGCUUAAAAUGCGGCGUAAAUGAAGUGGCCACGCAUUGCGUGAAUUGUUGCCUGGCGACCUGCCAGCAUCCCCCGGAACCCGAUUGCGAAGAUUGCAUAGAGGAAUGUGAACCUGGUUGUGAUUGUGCAGAGGGCUUCACUCGUGAUGAAAUCAGCCAUACCUGCGUGGCAGUUUGCCCACCCAAAUGGCUGCCUCAUUUGCCGGAGAUUCCCGGUCAUCCCCAUUUGGGCUUGGGCUUUUUGUAAACGGGGGUUUAUAUUUAAUGUACCACAUGCCUAAACUUCUAUGAGUCAUAUCUGUCAGAUAAAUAUAUG